UAGGAGGAUCCCAGCAGGGAAGCGAGCAGUGAACGGCGGAGCGCGCACCGGCCAGGCUCGUUAACUCUUGUCCGCUUUCUACCCCCCUCCCUCCCCUCAUUCUCGGGCAGCUUCUGCAGCAACAACAGAUCGGACUAGCGGGCAGACUACGGGGCAAGAAGAGACUCCUCCAGCACUCCAGACAGCCUCAGACUGGUCGUCAUCGUCUGUUUUACUCCGGAGACUGCGGAUUUUAUCCUUCAUCUUUUCCAGUGGAUACUGAGUGCGCACCGCCUCCCCGAGAUAAACAAAGUCUGCGGACAUUAAGUCUGCUGUUAUUUGUUUUAUAGGGUAAUAAAAUAUUCUAUCCGAGAGUCGGUCCAGCUGUUUUCUCUGCCCUUCCUCCGCUUUAACUGCACCGGUCAGACUUGGAAAGAGCAACAGCCUCCACCGGCGCAUCACUGAGGUAGAAAAGCCCUACAUCAAGCUGCAGCCAUGGAUGAGAUGGACCUGCCCCAGAUGAAGAAGGAGGUGGAGAGCCUCAAGUACCAGCUGGCCUUCAAACGAGAGAAGUCCUCCAAAACAGUGACUGACUUGGUAAAGUGGAUAGAGGACGGCGUCCCAGAGGAUCCCUUCCUGAACCCGGAGCUGAUGAAGAACAACCCGUGGGUGGAGAAAGGAAAGUGCAUCCUUCUCUAGAAGAAACCAACAACCACCCUGCCAUGAUCUUUCAACUUUAACCGCCCUGACCAACACACACACCUUCAGAUGACCCCUGAACCUGGCCCCCCUGACCCGGCCUGUGAGGGCCAUGGCAGGACAGCGCCUCCUAACCUCUCACCGUGAAUGUACAACAGCUGAUAUCCCCUAACUUCCCCCGAAACACACACCCCAACAAGGGCACAGAAACACACACUGACAGAGACACACACUCACACACUCCAAACUUUGGGUUUUUCCCCGACUGCCACACAUUCACUGCAAGUUUAUUCCUGCCACGGCAAUGCAUCAUUACUAUGAUAUAUGACGACGAUGAUCAGUACUCCUAUUACAUGUUGCUAUAUGGAUAUAUGAUGACUUAUUUAUGCAGCUGCUAGUCGCAAGCUUUCUCUCCUCUUUUACAAUCUCUACUCACUCUACUCUUUUUGAUGAGUUGUAAUAAACUGUAGAGUCACAUCCUCACUGCCAGACUGACUGUAGAUCUGCUGGGGGAAUUUGGUUCCACGUUGAGAUAUAAACCACUUGCUCUUACAAAAUGAUGACUCAUCAUAAAACCAAAAGAAACUUUUGGUGCUAUUUCAAUUGAAAGUUAAUAGAUUGCGCAAGUCUGUGGUUGACAAAAUAACUACAUUAAAGUUGUUAACACCUCAUUAAAACUAAAUUAAACGAUCCAUAAGAGCCUAUGAUGAUUCAUAAUUAAAUGAAGAUCAUUUACAGUAUAUACAGUUCACGUAUACACCAAGGAUUUGCUUAUGUUGGCUUACCAACUAUGGUUUCAAUUUUUUACAACAAAAGUUAGAAAUUGGCCUUAUAAGAAAUGUAGGACUUACAUGUAAAGGACAUUAAGACCCAUGACUGCAGUGUAUAUGAUCAUGUGUAUUUGCUUGCUUUAAGUACAGUAAGAUGCUUGUUCUUCAUCAUAAAGCUUUUUCAACCAUUUUUGGCCUCAUUUACACUUGUCAUUACAAGUGUCUCGGAUCCGGAUUAAAUCCAGAUGCGAUUUAAUAGACUUUUAUUUACACUGAGCUACAUAUAUGCAUCUCCAUUGGCCAGAUCACAGAUCGGAUUGCACCCGAAGCUGUUUGAUAACUGGCCAAAAACGCCAGAAGAAGAAUAGCUUCAGAACUAUAACGGUUUAGUUACAGCAAUAACAGCUCAGCUAGCUAGCUGAACAAUUAUCCAUAAUCUAACACGAACACGUGGAUAAUUCAUAUUUAGUGGUUUGACCAAUUAGAUUUCAGUCCAUCUCUUGGAUAUUUUUACAAUUACCUUUUUGAUAUCUUACAGCUAUCUGAUCCACUCAAGAUGAAUGAAGUGACUGAGUGUAAAUGGCGUCUGUCUGCAUUCGAAGCAUUUCCCAUCCAACAUGAGAGCAGUUGUAAUACAUUAUAUGCCUAUACUGCAAGCCAUUCUAACAGUAUGAUUUAUCCUUAUUACCAAUUUUAAGUCUUUAUAGGUUCUUAUGGUGCAUUUACAAAUUAAUGAAUUUACUGUUAACUAAUUACACUUCCAAAAGUUAAAACAGAUGAAAUCCAAGGAUUUGUUAUGUGGAAAAAGCUUAUUAAUUGUCUAAAGGUGUCGGUAUGCUUGAAACAAACUAGUUUGUAUGCAGUGUCGCCUGACCGCGUCAGAUAGACAAAAGUCGUUUGUUGCUGUUCCGAACGAAACCUUCACACAGAAAGAAAGCACACGGAUGAAUUAACAAACGUUCACCAUGACGGCGAAAUUAGCCGCGUUUUCAGCUUUCACAGCAAUCUCCCCAGUGUGACUCCUACAGUUUUCACAUGCAUUUUUGAUUUCACACAACUUGCAAAGCAUGACUAUCACAUAUACAUUCUGAAGAUGAGAGCCCGCAAGCAGUGUUGUUUUGCUUCAGUGUCAUUACGUCAGAAAGUGUCAUAGCAGCUCUGUGUGUGUUGUCAGAGCAGAAUGAAGCUGUGGGUCUCUGGGGUUGAGUUCACUGCUCCUUCUCCUCCUUAGCUACAGCCUCUAAGGACAACACACAAACACACGUACAGACACUCAACAUGCAAACGAAUCAUGCACACACACACACACUAUCUCUCUCCACACAUGCACAGACAGACCCCUUUAACUUAUUAACUUAUUGGUCAAUACUUGGUUUGUUUAUUUAUUUAUUUAUUUAUUGAUGAGACCUUUCUCUCACCUUAGUUUUGAUUUCCUGUGUCUGCACUCCCUCUUCCUCAUACCCCAACUUGAAAGAAACAACAGAAAAUGACCCCCCCCAAAAAAAGAAAAGAAAAAAAAGACCACACCUUGCCAGAUCACCAUCUACUACUGCCUUGCACACAGUUUCCUUAAAACAAGAAUGUAAAUACGUGGCAUGAACACAGCUGACCUCAGGACUGGCCUGCGUGUGCGUGCAUGUGGCUGUAAUUGUGUGUUUAUGUGUGCAUAUUCUUUAAAAAAAAAAAAAAAGGGCAUAAAUUUGGACAUUAGGCUCCCUUGUGGAUUGUGAAGCACACACACAUGCAGCUGUGUCACACACACAGACAGGCCUGAGGCCAAGCAGAUCAACAACACACACACACACACACACACACACACACACACACACACUGCUUAGUGAGAAUGUGGGGGGAGGAGUGGCAAGGAUGUGGGAUUCUCUAAAUAAUGACUUGGGACAGGGGAGCCUCACAUCAUCUCAGUACUGUAAUGAGUGUCAUUAUAUACAUUUUCUUCAAGAUGACCCAGUUCCCUAAAGGCUACUCAGUGCUUGGAUGACUUUGGUCCUAAUAUGUGUAACCACAAAUAUUUAAUUUUCCUCUUUUUUAAAACUCAGUUUGAACAAUUAUAUGGUCCAUGAUGCGCUAAUAAAUUGUCUUUGUUUUUAUCACACAUGGUUGCAUCUAUAUUAGAACUGCACUUCUUACUUCCUGUAAAACAUGUCUGAGAAGCAAAGAUCCCAUCCAAUCAUACUGACAUGUUUCAGAUUUAUUCAAAUACAUUUGGUGAACAAAAUAACAACUGCAAAUCACUUAUCACUGUAUCGCUGUACUUGAAGUGAGGCCAGUGAAUUUAGGAUGUCCAGUACAACAAUAAGUAUAUAUGCAACAUGACGACUCUAAAUGGAGCUAUUUUAGAAGUCCCAUUGUUCACUGAGAGGCAUGUACAGUAUGCACCUCCCUUAUUUUGGACAUAAUGUUUUAAUUUAUUUUAAUAGUUUAGGUGUUGGAAAGUACAAUGUAUGUUAACUAGUUGACAGAAUGAUGCUAAAGCUUUGUGUUAAAAUAUAGCCUUGUAAUUUCAUGAUGCAUGAAGGGGGGACUGUUAAAAUGGCUUCCACGGUACAAAGAACUGAUGUUCUGAGCUUCAGGUUUGUAGCUUUUCCAGUGUUAGGCUUAAGUUUAUUCCCUCUUCCAAUAUGAUUUUACGAUUCAAAGGUUUAAAAACGUUUUUUUUUAAGGUCUUACAACACCACUGGAAAAGCAACAAAUGCUCUCCGCUACAGUCUCACAGCGGCCCAGCUCCAAAAGUACGUGAGACGAUUCCUGAGUCUGCCUGUCCCUUGUCUGUUUGUGUUCUGCAACUGUAACUUUACUUGUUUGGUUUGUUUUUAUAUAAUCUGAACGUGGGUACGUAUGUAUGUUAUUACUAUUAUAAUGACAGCAUAAAAUCUUGUCUAAAUAUCUAGCAGCAUAGGUAUUCCUUGUGAGAGUGCUUUGGAAAAAAAAUAUUAUGCAUCAGAUCAAGUCCUAGUGUAAAGAUGACAAUGAGCAAUAAAUUAAAGAUCAUUUUUUAUUGAAUGUUUUACAAAAACAUUGAUCUUAUUGAAUAAAGUAGAAGAUUUUUAGACAA
Messenger RNA from Siniperca chuatsi (mandarin fish), 4518 nucleotides. RefSeq names its product guanine nucleotide binding protein (G protein), gamma 13b (gene gng13b). Lineage: Eukaryota; Metazoa; Chordata; Actinopteri; Centrarchiformes; Sinipercidae. Gene Ontology annotation, biological process: sensory perception of taste; phospholipase C-activating G protein-coupled receptor signaling pathway. Gene Ontology annotation, molecular function: G-protein beta-subunit binding. The record is from RefSeq and is a predicted model, not a curated record. Gene Ontology annotation, cellular component: heterotrimeric G-protein complex. The transcript has 3 exons. Bases 475 to 678 code for a protein of 67 amino acids.